CCUGUUCGAGUAUGGAGGAAACGACCGUCCGAUCCGAUCGUCCACGAUGCUGCCUUGGCCAUAGGUUUCGUGUUGGGCUGACAAGUAUAUAGAUCCGUGGUUCUUGUCGUUUGAUCUGGGCGAGAAGAGGCGCAGCGCAGCAUACGACGAAUCUGACCUACAAGGCUGAUUAAAAAACGUCUGCCCAACUCCUGAUCUCCCAAUAUCAAACCCUCCACCACCCCAAUGGGCGCCAAACCACCACCCACCCUCCUCACCCUCCUCACCCUCCCCGCCGAAAUCCGCGAGCAGAUAUGGGACUACUUCCUCGUCUCCCCCACCCACCGCGUCCUCCCCGUCCUUCCCGUCCUCCCCCUCCUCCCCGUCCUCCCCGUCCUCCCCCGCCCCUCAAACUCCACCCCUUCCUUCCCCGCCAUCUGGACAGCCACCCGCCCGCUCCGUCGAACCCGUCAGCAAUACCACGGCCACCAAUCCUAUGCCACCGCCUCGCAGCGCCUUCUUCAAGACAGUGCAUCUCGUGCCCUGUGCUCCCACCACCGCCGCCCUACUCUGGCCAUCUCUCCUCCCGCUCGCGCAUCCGCUGACUCUCGUCAAUAGACAUGUCUAAGCUGAGACCUGUGCCGGAGAGGGAGCUUGUAUGGGAGGACAAGAAAAAGCGGACUGAUCGGUUGAGAGAGUUGUUGGUGAGGCAAUGGGGUUUAGAGGGGGGGGUACGGGGAUGGGAUGACACUGUUUACCUGGGAGGGCUGGUCGCGUGUCGAGAAGUGAGA
This is a messenger RNA of Pseudogymnoascus destructans, 770 nucleotides long. RefSeq lists its product as uncharacterized. The coding region runs from base 226 to 597 and encodes 123 amino acids. The record is from RefSeq and is a predicted model, not a curated record. NCBI's taxonomy places the organism in Eukaryota, Fungi, Ascomycota, Leotiomycetes, Thelebolales, Thelebolaceae. The transcript is spliced from 2 exons.